AUGGGUCGCGUCAUCCGCAACCAGCGUAAGGGCGCUGGCAGCAUUUUCACUGCCAACACCCGCCUGCGGAAGAACCCCGCCAAGUUCCGCAGCCUCGACUAUGCCGAACGCCACGGCUACAUCCGUGGUAUCGUGAAGGAGAUCAUCCACGACCCCGGCCGUGGCGCGCCCCUCGCUCGCGUCGUUUUCAACUCGCCCUACCGGUUCAAGAAGGUCUCCGAGACUUUCAUUGCCAACGAGGGCAUGUACACCGGCCAGUUCGUCUACGCCGGCAAGAACGCCGCCCUGACCGUCGGCAACGUCCUCCCCCUCGCCUCCGUCCCUGAGGGUACCGUCGUCUCCAACGUCGAGGAGAAGGUUGGCGACCGUGGCACUCUCGGCCGCACCUCCGGCAACUACAUCACCGUUAUCGGCCACAACCCCGACGAGGGCAAGACCCGCAUCAAGCUCCCUUCGGGCGCCAAGAAGGUUGUCAGCAGCAGUGCCCGUGGCAUGAUCGGUAUCGUUGCUGGUGGUGGCAGGACAGACAAGCCCCUUCUCAAGGCCUCGCGUGCCAAGCAUAAGUUUGCUGUCAAGCGUAACCGCUGGCCCAAGACUCGUGGUGUUGCUAUGAACCCCGUUGACCAUCCCCACGGUGGUGGUAACCAUCAACACAUUGGUAAGGCGUCGACCAUCUCGAGGUACGCCGCUCCGGGUCAAAAGGCGGGUCUCAUUGCUGCGAGGCGGACGGGUCUGCUCCGUGACAUCCAAGCUUUCGGCAACGAGGCCCUGCUUGAGAAGUAUGGGCUCAAGGCCAACGAUGCCAUUCUCGCCGAGCCCAAGCACUUGGAUAUCUACGAGGACCUCCUCAACAACUACGAUGCCAAGCUGAUUGCGGGUGGUGCUGCCCAGAACACGGCCCGUGGUGCCCAGUACAUCCUGGCGGACAAUAGCGUCGUGUACCUUGGUGGUGCGGGUGACGACAAGUACUCGGCCAUCCUCCGCGAUGCUUGCAAGAAGGCUGGCCUCCGGGUCGAGUACCGCGUUGACCCAAACAUUGCGACCGGGCGGUGCGGUGUUGUUAUCACCGGCCACAACCGCAGCAUGUGCACGGAGCUGGGCGCUGCCAACCACUACGAUCUGGAGCACCUGAAGCGUCCCGAUAUCUGGGCUCUCGUCGAGAACGCCGAGGUCUUCUACAUCGGCGGCUACCACUUUACCGUCUGCCCUCCCGCCAUUCAGGAGUUGGCCAAGGAGGCCGCGGCGAAGAACAAGCCGUUCAUCCUCUCGCUGUCGGCGCCCUUCAUCCCGCAGUUCUUCAAGGACCCUCUCGAUGCCUCCGCUCCGUACUGGGACUACGUGAUCGGCAACGAGACCGAGGCCGAGGCCUACGCUGAAUCUCACGGGCUCGGCACCAAGGACGUCAAGGAGAUUGCCAAGGCCCUGGCUAACCUUCCCAAGGCCAACACCCAGCGCAAGCGUGUGGCCAUCAUCACUCAGGGUACCGAGCCCACCGUCGUCGCCGUCCAGGGCGAGGAUGCGGUCAAGGAGUACCCUGUGCAUGCGAUCUCCAAGGAGCAGAUCAACGACACCAACGGCGCGGGCGACGCCUUUGCUGGCGGUUUCGUCGCCGGUGUUGUCGAGGGCCGCUCUCUGGACGAGUCCAUUGACCUUGGCCAGUGGCUGGCUCUGUUGAGCAUCCAGGAGCUUGGUCCUUCGUAA
This is a messenger RNA of Dichotomopilus funicola, 1701 nucleotides long. Its product is annotated as Ribokinase-like protein. The coding region runs from base 1 to 1701 and encodes 566 amino acids. Gene Ontology annotation, biological process: purine nucleobase metabolic process; purine ribonucleoside salvage; translation. The transcript is spliced from 6 exons. The record is from RefSeq and is a predicted model, not a curated record. Gene Ontology annotation, molecular function: structural constituent of ribosome; adenosine kinase activity. Gene Ontology annotation, cellular component: ribosome; cytosol; nucleus. NCBI's taxonomy places the organism in Eukaryota, Fungi, Ascomycota, Sordariomycetes, Sordariales, Chaetomiaceae.